This is a messenger RNA of Protobothrops mucrosquamatus (brown spotted pit viper), 3592 nucleotides long. It is a transcript of the gene TLE3, whose product is annotated as TLE family member 3, transcriptional corepressor. Gene Ontology annotation, biological process: negative regulation of canonical Wnt signaling pathway; regulation of DNA-templated transcription. Gene Ontology annotation, molecular function: transcription corepressor activity; protein binding. The record is from RefSeq and is a predicted model, not a curated record. Bases 1 to 2307 code for a protein of 768 amino acids. Gene Ontology annotation, cellular component: nucleus; transcription regulator complex. Lineage: Eukaryota; Metazoa; Chordata; Lepidosauria; Squamata; Viperidae. The transcript has 20 exons.
AUGUAUCCGCAGGGGCGGCACCCGGGCCCCCACCAGCCUGGACAGCCCGGCAUUAAAUUCACAGUGGCUGAAUCCUGUGACAGGAUUAAGGAUGAGUUCCAGUUUCUGCAGGCCCAGUACCACAGCCUGAAAGUGGAGUAUGAUAAGCUUGCAAAUGAAAAGACAGAAAUGCAGCGCCAUUAUGUCAUGUACUAUGAAAUGUCUUACGGGUUGAACAUUGAAAUGCACAAACAGACAGAGAUUGCUAAGAGGCUGAACACGAUUCUCGCCCAGAUCAUGCCUUUUCUAUCGCAAGAGCACCAGCAGCAAGUGGCUCAGGCAGUUGAGCGGGCCAAGCAGGUGACCAUGACGGAGCUGAAUGCCAUCAUUGGGCAGCAGCAGUUCCAGGCCCAGCACCUCUCCCACGCCCCUCACGGGCCUCAGGUACAGCUGCCGCCUCACCCGUCAGGCCUGCCGCCCCCAGGGAUCCCCCCUGUCACAGGGAGCAGUUCGGGGCUCUUGGCCCUUGGGACCCUCGGCAGCCAAGCACACUUGGCUGUGAAAGACGAGAAGCAUCAGCACGAUCUGGACCAUCGAGACCGUGACUCCAGCGUGAACACCUCCAUCUCCCCGUCGGAGAGCCUGCGAGCCAGCGAGAAGCACAGGAGCUCCUCAGACUACGCUGGCAGUGAGCCCAAGAAGCGGAAGGCGGAGGAGAAAGACAGCUUGAGCCGCUACGAUAGCGAUGGUGACAAGAGUGAUGACCUGGUGGUUGAUGUCUCCAAUGAGGAUCUGGCCACCCCCCGGGUGAGCCCUGCCCACUCGCCUCCCGAGAAUGGGCUGGAUAAAGCCCGCGGACUGAAGAAGGAUGCCCCAAACAGCCCUGCCUCCAUCGCCUCCUCCAGCAGCACCCCCUCUUCCAAGGUUAAAGACCAUAAUGAUAAAUCCUCUACCCCUGGUUUAAAGUCCAGCACUCCCACGCCAAGGAGCGACGUACCGACGCCUGGGACAAGCAGCGCUCCAGGCCUCCGACCAGUGCCAGGCAAGAUCCCUGGAAUGGACCCCCUGGGUAUUCUAGCAUCUGCCUUAAGGACUCCCAUCUCCCUCACCGGCUCUUAUGCUGCCCCCUUUGCUAUGAUGGGGCAUCACGAGAUGAACGGCUCCCUUGCCAGCCCUGGGGCCUAUGCAGGGCUGCACAACAUCCCCCCUCAAAUGACAGCCGCUGCCGCUGUUGCCUAUGGCCGGUCACCAAUGGUGAGCUUUGGAGCUGUUGGAUUUGACCCCCAUCCACCAAUGAGGGCUCCUGUCCUGCCCUCCAGCCUGGCGUCCAUUCCUGGCGGCAAACCGGCUUACUCCUUUCAUGUGAGUACAGACGGGCAGAUGCAGCCAGUUCCAUUUCCUCACGAUGCCCUGGCCGGCCCUGGCAUCCCCCGCCAUGCCCGUCAGAUCAAUACCCUGAGCCAUGGCGAAGUGGUGUGUGCCGUGACUAUCAGCAACCCAACCAGGCACGUGUACACCGGGGGAAAGGGCUGCGUGAAGAUUUGGGAUAUCAGCCAGCCGGGCGCCAAGAGCCCCGUCUCCCAGCUAGAUUGCUUGAACAGGGAUAACUACAUCCGUUCCUGCAAACUCCUCCCCGAUGGGCGCACACUUAUUGUAGGGGGAGAGGCCAGCACCCUCACCAUUUGGGACCUGGCUUCCCCUACCCCCAGAAUCAAGGCAGAACUGACCUCCUCUGCCCCUGCCUGCUAUGCCUUGGCCAUCAGCCCAGAUGCCAAAGUGUGCUUCUCCUGCUGCAGUGAUGGAAAUAUUGCCGUCUGGGAUCUCCACAACCAGACACUGGUUAGGCAGUUCCAGGGUCACACGGACGGCGCCAGCUGCAUUGACAUCUCCCACGAUGGCACCAAACUCUGGACGGGGGGCUUGGACAACACUGUGCGCUCCUGGGACCUUCGGGAAGGCAGGCAGCUACAGCAACAUGACUUCACUUCCCAGAUCUUCUCGCUCGGCUAUUGCCCGACAGGCGAGUGGCUCGCGGUGGGCUUGGAGAGCAGCAACGUGGAAGUGCUGCAUCACACCAAACCUGACAAAUACCAGCUCCACCUCCACGAAAGCUGUGUCCUCUCCCUGAAGUUUGCCUACUGUGGAAAGUGGUUUGUGAGCACUGGCAAAGACAACCUCCUCAAUGCCUGGAGGACUCCCUAUGGAGCCAGCAUCUUCCAGUCAAAAGAAUCUUCUUCCGUUUUAAGCUGUGAUAUUUCAGCAGAUGACAAAUACAUUGUCACAGGUUCCGGUGACAAGAAGGCCACAGUUUACGAAGUCAUCUACUGAGUAGCUGUGACUUGACUAAUGACUCUGGGAGAAGAACACAAAAGGAGAGCAGCUGAAGGUUCCUUUGAUGCCCUCUGGAGGGUUUUGGGACCUGGGUGGAUCUUCUGUGAUGACCUUGGAAUAACUCUGGAAGGAACUUGGAAGCUCAGUCCAGCUGAUCGGUGGCAGUGCAUUGUCCAUGCUGGUUUGUGUUUUUCUCUCGGUUCUCGGUCCUCACACCUCUGAUCAGAAGGCAGCUAACCCCCUGGAUUUGGAUUCAGGAGGAGCCCGCAGGUCUUAUUUCCCCAGCAGACUUUUAGGAACUGUAGAUAACAGAGGAGUUUCAUGCUGAGGCUUCCUUGGUCUGCUGGUCAGCAGCGUGUUGUUGUCCUCUUUGUUUUCUACUGCUGCUGCUGCUGCUGUUUCCUUGGUCUGCUCUCACUCUGUACUGCUUCAGUUUUGCUUCCAUUCUGGUGGUAGCCACCAUCAUUUUCCUCCCAACCUUGCCCUUCCCUUGAAAAUAUGCUUGGAGAUACUCUUACCAGCCUUGUCAGCAGCCUGAGCAAAGGUGUCCUCCGUGAAAUGGUUUUCUCUGUUGGAUGUGUGAACCAGUUCUUCUGGCCUUAAGUCUUCUCUGGGCCCGGUUUGAGCCUCCGGUUGGAUUCGUCUCUCCUGAUUCUGAUGCAGUGGAGAAGCUGCUGUUUUCGAAGCACUUAUCAGUUGGGGCAAGAGGAUGCCUUGCCCCCCAAGUGGGCUCUUGCCCACCACAGCCUUCAGACCCAAACACUGAGAGGAUGGGUGUUCAAGAACACAACAGUUAACUAAUACGCUCAGGGAGCCAAGAAAAAGAUAAUAGCAACUUGUGGUGGGGUUUUGUUUUUUUUUACUCCAAUGAAAGUAAAGUAAUAGAUAACGUUUAAAUGCAGGUUGUUUUUUAAGUUUACUAACGAACAUGGUUUCUGUACGGGACGGUGGACGAUGGGAUUUCUGUGGCUUUUGGCAAUUAGUGUUUCAGCCUGUUGGCUUGAGCAACAGUUGUAUGUGGGGCAGGGGGCAGGGAGGGAGACCCGUUUCUGGCAUUUUUGUACUAAAGGAGUAAAUAAAAUUAAACAUGGGAAAUUACAUAUUUGUGUAGCAGAAGAUCUUGCCUUGUAAUGUAGCAUAUGAAAAAGAAUUUUUAUACCACAUUUUAUGGAUUGUUUUUUAAUUGUUGAUUUUGAUCUGGUUUUUAAAAAGGUAACUAUAGCUUAAUGGUGAAAAAAACAACUACCUGUUUCUAUUAAAGGCCAUGCUGGUACACAAAGGA